Messenger RNA from Asparagus officinalis (garden asparagus), 704 nucleotides. RefSeq lists its product as uncharacterized. The transcript has a single exon. NCBI's taxonomy places the organism in Eukaryota, Viridiplantae, Streptophyta, Magnoliopsida, Asparagales, Asparagaceae. The record is from RefSeq and is a predicted model, not a curated record. Bases 131 to 337 code for a protein of 68 amino acids.
UGUAUUUCCAGAUGGAGAUAUUGGAGUUUUUUGGGGUUCAGUGUCAUCAUUUUCUCUGAUUUAUCUCCUCGAUCCCUUCUGCAAAAUUUCAGAACUUUCAGAGAGAGAGAGAGAGAGAGAGAGAGGAAAAAUGGCAGAUUGGGGCCCAGUGGUGAUAGCAACGGUCUUGUUUGUGCUUCUAACGCCAGGGCUCUUGUUUCAGAUCCCGGGGAGGACCAGAAUUGUCGAGUUCAACAGCUUUCACACCACGGGCAUCUCCAUUUUAGUGCACGCGGUCAUCUAUUUUGGGCUCAUCACUAUAUUUCUCAUUGCCAUUGGGGUCCACAUCUACUCUUAGCUUGUUUGCUUAGUAAAUUUACCAGCUGCUAUUCAAUUCUGUGGUGCUGCAGAUGAUGCGUGUUUCUAGUGUUUGUGUUCAUGGGGUGCUGUCUUUUUGGUCGGAGGACCGUGUGAGUCCUGUAAAGAAGUAGCUAGGAGUUUAUCAUCUUGAGUUGUAUUGUGUUGGGAUGUUUUGAUGCCCAAAUCAUGAAUAUUUGGUUUUGAUUUGCUGAAAUUGAUCCUUGGAUAGCUUGAAAUAAUGCGUCGAUGGAGUAAAAGGAUUCUCCAACAUCCCUUUUUGGUAAUUGGAAGUAAACUUUUGGGUUUCAAAGUAAAAACCCCUUAUUAUUAUUGUACCAUUUUUGCAAGAACUAGGCAGCUCUAAA